AUGGGUGGAGCUGUCAGUGCAGGACAAGACAUUGAUGAACUAGUUGACAAUCUUAAAGAAGCAAGCUAUAUCAGAUCGCCAGAAGUGGAACGUGUUUUCCGUGUCGUGGAUAGAGCAGAGUAUUUUCCGGAGGGAACAGAGAAGCAUGCUUACAAAGACUUAGCUUGGAAGCAUGGCAAUAUACACCUCUCAGCUCCUUGUAUUUAUUCUCAAGUCCUGGAGUCUCUUGAGCUUAAGGAAGGACUCUCAUUUUUGAAUCUUGGAAGUGGGACAGGCUACUUGUCUACUAUGGUUGGCUUAAUCAUCGGUUCGAAUGGCAUAAAUCAUGGAAUUGAAUUAUUUGAAGAUGUGGUACAGUUUGCAGAGGAGAAACUUGCCAACUUUUUAAAGACAAACCCUUUUUACCAGGGAACCAACUUUAGUGAACCACUUUUUGUUGUUGGAAAUUGUUUAUCUUUGAACACUCAUUACAGACAAUACGAUCGUGUUUACUGUGGUGCAGGUUGUCCUGCUGAAUAUGAGGAUUACAUGAAGUCUCUAGUGCGGGUUGGUGGCAUUUUGGUCAUGCCUUUCCGUGACAAAGUAAGAAAUUCUGUUUUGUGAAUUAUUUUUUGCAUUCAACACCUGGCCCCGGUUGCUCAAACGUUGGAUAGCGUUAUCCACCGGAUAAAUCUCUAUCCACUGGAUAGUGCUAUUAUUGGUUUCCCUAAUACUUAUCCACUAGAUAGCACUAUCCAACGUUUGAACAACCAAGGCCUGGUAGCUUUUGUUGGCAUCCCUGCGCAUCACAGCCCCCCCAAAUUUUUAUAUAUAUUUUAAGACGGUACAGUGGAACCCUGCCUUGCGGCCACCUUGGUAAAAUGUUCACUUGUUAUUACAGCCACUUUUUCUGGCCUCGCAAAAUGGGCAUACAUUGAAUUGUAAAAAACCUUGUUUUUUUUUCACCCCAUUAAUACGGCCACUCCUCAGAAAUUCGAAACUUAAAAUGCCUGUGACAUUCCUUGUGAAAAUCUUUCAAGGAUCUUUAAAGAUCCUCGAAGAUUUGCAUGAAGAUCCUAGUGCAGAUCUUUGAGGAUCUUUAAUAAAAAUCCUUGUUUAAAAUUAACCUCGUUCAAUAAGCAUGGAUGAAAUGAAACAAGUGUGAAAAAUGAGUAAUACAUUCUCGUUCAUUAUGCUUUGAUGAGAUGAAACAAUAGCCUGAAUUUCAUCCGAUUACUUCGAGUCGUUAUCACUCCCUCAGUAACGUCUGAAUCGACUGUCCGUUAAUGCCGUCCAGUAAAGUCACUAAACUGAAUUGUACAUGUGUAAAUAAUUAUGUUUUUUGUUUGCCCUUGGCAGUAUUUAUAGCACUAAUGUCAGUGCGUGGGGCUAAGCAAAUGUCUGAAACAAAUAAUUCAAAUUAAACUUAACAAGGUUAAUAAGAAUCCCAACUGAGGCAAGCUGGCUAGUUGCAAGCAUGAUCAAGGAUUUGAACUUGGGACUACCAAGAACAAAUCUAGCUAGCAGUCAGGGAGGGAACUCGGAGCCUCCAAAUUGCAAGUUUAGCGCUCUAACUAACUGCUCAGCCACACUACAUUAAAUAGGGAACAAAUUAAAACAGUAUCAGUAUUCAUACCUGGGCGGGGCGGGGGGGGCACUUCCUUAUAAGAGGCUAAUGGGGAUGUGCCGCUGGAUGGGGUCGCAUUUUCGUGACUGGAUUGACUAUAAUGGGGUCGCAUUUUCAAUAGAGUUACUAGAAUGGGUUUGCACAUGUUUGGAUUUUUGGGGUAAGAAAGUUGUUCAUAUUUACGGUUAGGAAACGUAUCAAAUGUUAACUGUAGGUGAAAAGUAAAGUGUUCUUCAUUUAAUUUAUUAAAAUAUGUGUCAAUUCAUUUUAGGAUGACUUAUUUUAAAGGAUAUGAUAAAGUAGAUAUAUAAAUAGAAAGUGACUAAGUUGGGAUCGCGGAAAUUACAUAUUUGCCCAAAAGUGACUAAGAUGGGUCUACAAUUGGCCACAAAAUAGACUAUAAUGGGGCAGGGGCUCUGAGAGGCCAGCGGCACAUACCCAGCAAAAAUUAACCCAAGUAACCCCCCGGGUAUUGAUGUAGGUAAAAGAAAGUCAUCAGCAAGGGUUUAAUUUAACGCCUAGUGAGCCAGAUGAAAAUGCUGACAUGUGUGAUACCCUUAAACUUACAGCUGUGCAAACUGCGACGCAUCAGGGAAACUGACUGGGACAUGGAGGAUGUUUUGCCUGUAUCUUUUGCUCCUCUAAUGAACUGCAAAGAAAACAUGAAAGCACCUCCACGGUUUAUUGAAAUACGUAAGUUUAUUAGUUGACUUAUACUACCACAUGAGAAAUUUCUGCAAUUUGAUCGGCUUAGAGCAGUGGUAUUUCAGCUUACAUGUGAAAAUUACAAACCUUUUGUGGGUAGUAGUAUAAACAAAUAAUAGCAUGAUUUGUACGUGAUAUUUGGCAUAAAUACCACUCAUGAUAUUUCAAAAUUGUCUCAAAUUUCACUCGCCCAACAGCUCGUGAAAUUACGUAUAACAAUUUUGAAAUAUCUUUCAUGGUAUUCAUGCCAAAUAUCACUACUAAUCAUGCUAUUACCUAUACUCAUUGAACUUGUGAAGUACAAAAUUUGAAACUAAUAAUGUGCAACCACAGCAGUCAUUGGUAUGUAAUUUGAUCCAAAAUAACAAAAAUUAGUUUUCCACAUAAUAAAAGAAAUUGUGUUUUAUUAACUAGGUUGAUAAAGUCAAUUUGCCAUUGUAAAAAGAUUCAAAAGGUGAUGAGCAAAUUGUUUUUGCCUUUCUUACUCUAAGUUCCCAUAGGUCCACAUUUUCUUUUCAUACCAGUCUCUGCACCUGCAUAAUAAUUUAAGCACCAGGGCCCAGUUGUUGAAAGGCCGAUUAGCGCUAACCUAGGGUUAAGUUUUAACCCUGGUCUCUUUUUCUCAUCAUCAAAAGCAUUUUCUCGGACAAUUUUCCCUAAUCUUUUUAGAGUAGCCAAUCAUCAACUCUGAAUUCAAAUUUUGCGCUAACCCUGGGUUAUCUUAACCCAGCUUUGAACAACCCAGCCCAGGCAUAUUUGGAAGAACACUAAAUGGCCAUACCAUGUGCUGAAUGACUGUGAAGUUUAAUUUAGUGAUUAAGGUUUGGAAACUGAGUUUACAAAUCAAGUUCCAGUUUGGGUAAUUAUGCAGAAUGAACUGAACUUAAAUCAUUCAUUUUCCUAACCUGAAUCACUUACUGUGAAACUCACAGAACCAUGAACACCAGUAAUAUUUCUGGAAUGUCAUUGUGUGGCAAAGCAACAGCUAAUCAGGCAUUGGGUUGCUCGCACAUCCUGAUCUUCAUCAUGUCUAACACAGUUAAUCAUGUUAAUGUUCUUAAAAUAUUUCACAUGUUCAUUGUUCCAUUGAUUCCACAGUAACGUCAGAUGUACUCAGGGCUUGGCAGCCAUUUGGCAUAAUUUCUGGAAAAUACCACUCAGCCUCAUAAUUAUGUAAAGCAUACUGAUACAUACUGGCUCACUUCCACUGUUCAAAAGGGCACAAUUAAUAAAUUAGCAUUUUCACUUGUCACUAAAAAAAAUGAAAGAUUUCUGCAGCUGCCGAUGCUCAAAUUAUAACCUUAUGAUCUUAAUGUCCAACAGCCAGCUCACUAUACUUUUUGUCUUUUAGCUACAAACCCAAGGCCUCUCCAAGAUCUCUGUCGUCUCGUGAUCAGAAAGACCCUUGGACCCCAAGGAAGCAAAAGACUCCAUGGACUUCCUCUUCCUCCAGCACUCAUUAUGUACCUAAACUACUUCCAUGAAUUCAGGCAGGGAUAG
Messenger RNA from Porites evermanni, 3811 nucleotides. NCBI's taxonomy places the organism in Eukaryota, Metazoa, Cnidaria, Anthozoa, Scleractinia, Poritidae. The record is from the annotation of a GenBank genome assembly.